CUUUUUGAUAAGGACGUUCGUUACUCACACAAUACGAAGAAAACAAUAAAGUGGAAUGUCAAAUCAGCAUGCGCGCUACAAAAAUAGUUGAAUUGGCAAAUUGUGUGUUGUUUAUUGUUGUGUAAAUUAUAAAUUUUAUUUGCGUUGUGAAAUUCAGUAACCAAAGAACAAGAUGGAGAAUGAAGUCGCCGUAACCACACCACCAAAUGCCAGUUCCACACCUACGACAACUACAUCACCACCGACUGAAGUACAAACAGUAAAGAGUGAUACAGCACCAAAAGACACAUCAACGACAGCAACACGCCCUAAACUUGAAGGUUAUGAAUUUUACCGCAAAGUCCUUGGAUCACCUCAGUAUGUGGUGGCGCCCAUGGUGGAUCAAAGCGAAUUGGCCUGGCGUAUGUUCUGUCGCAAGUAUGGCGCCCAACUGUGCUACUCGCCAAUGUUUCACAGCAACUUGUUUGCCAAGGAUCCGAAGUAUCGCAAGGAUGCGCUGCAAACAUGCCCCGAAGAUCGACCAUUAAUUAUACAGUUUUGCGGCAACGAUGCAGAAACGCUGCUGGAAGCUGCGCUCUUGGCACAAGACCAUUGUGACGCUGUCGACAUCAACUUGGGCUGUCCGCAGGCGAUUGCAAAACGUGGCCAUUAUGGUGCAUUUCUGCAGGACGAAUGGGAGCUGUUAGCGGAAAUUGUUAAUACACUGCAUGUGAAACUGUCUGUGCCGGUGACAUGUAAAAUACGCGUUUUCGAAGAUCGUCAGCGCACGAUUGCCUAUGCCAAAAUGCUCGAAGCGGCGGGUUGUCAACUGCUCACCGUACAUGGACGCACAAGAGAGCAAAAGGGGCCGCUCACCGGUAUCGCCGACUGGAGUUACAUCAAAGAAGUAAGAGAACAUAUUAAAAUACCCAUGUUUGCUAACGGUAAUAUACUUGGUUUGGAAGACAUCAAGCGUUGCAUAUCGGAAACCGGUGUGGAUGGUGUCAUGACGGCCGAGGGGAAUUUACACAAUCCAGCCAUAUUUACGGGUGCAGCGGUGAAAACCUGGGAUAUGGCAAACGAGUAUUUGAACUUUGUGCAACAAUAUCCCUGCCCAGUGUCCUAUAUACGUGGGCAUUUGUUCAAAAUCUUCCAUCAUUUAAUGAACUUAAGACCAAAUGCUGACUUGCGCGAGGAAUUAGCUGUAUCCAAUCAGUUAGAGCGUUUCCGUGCGGUCGUUGAGAAAAUUAAGCACAAAUAUGAGCCAUUCCAUGUGGGUGCAGUGGUGUACGAUGCCGAGGAAGUGGAUCCCAGCGUUUUAGUCAUCGAAGAGGGUUUGAAUUUAUCCUUGCCACCGUGGCUAUGCCAACCGUACAUUCGCGUUCCUCCAGAGAUGCAUAAACAAAUUAUAGCCGAGAAGGUGCGCCUUGCCGAGGAUCCCAAUAGGCAGAAACGUCAGUUUUUCGACACCGAAGGCAAUGAGAUAUCACGCAAGCGCAUGAAAAAGCUACGCCGCCGCUUACGUCGUCCCAAUAAGCCCGAGGGCAGACACGAACGUAGCUUGGAGUGCUGUGAUCAAUGUGCGAAUCCCGUUGGCAUUAAGUGUGAGUAUCGCUUAUGCCGCACCUGUUGCCGUGAGAAAUGCUACACUGAAGACCGCGAUUGUCCUGGACAUGGUAUAUUGAUUAAAUCGCGUCGUAUAAAAGCUAAGGUAUUUGAAAAUAAAAAAGCGAGUAAACAGGAUUCUGGCGUAUCUGAUGACGUGGACGAAGUGACUAUCGAAUGCAAUGAGAUUGAACCUGUCAGGAUUUUACACAGCGCAGAAACGAAUACUGUACUCAAUGGGAACAGUUGAUUUCUAUUGUUGAAAACGUACUUAUUAGUUAAAUUGUGUACAUUUUUAUAUGUAUUACAUUUAGAUAAAUUAGUUGACACUAUGUUGAACCAAAUACAAUAUACUAAACAUAAUUGUGUUGGCGGACGAUGCCAAUGCAACUUUUACAA
Zeugodacus cucurbitae (melon fly) is the source of this 1983-nucleotide messenger RNA. It is a transcript of the gene Dus1, whose product is annotated as tRNA-dihydrouridine(16/17) synthase [NAD(P)(+)]-like. The record is from RefSeq and is a predicted model, not a curated record. The transcript has 8 exons. Gene Ontology annotation, biological process: tRNA processing. Gene Ontology annotation, molecular function: flavin adenine dinucleotide binding; tRNA dihydrouridine synthase activity. Lineage: Eukaryota; Metazoa; Arthropoda; Insecta; Diptera; Tephritidae. The coding region runs from base 173 to 1834 and encodes 553 amino acids.